GUAGGCGACUGGAGAAGAAGAAACAACCAGGAUCAGAAUCGUUGGAACAGUCCGGGGCUGGGUUAGCUCCGUUCCGUUGCGAGGGCUUCCUGCUACCCGCAUCAUCCACCGACCAGGAUUAGACGACACGAAUCGGAGCGGAGGGACACCAUGGCGUUCACGUUCGCGGCCUUUUGCUACAUGCUCGCGUUAUUGCUCACGGCGGCGCUCAUCUUCUUCGCCAUCUGGCACAUAAUUGCAUUCGACGAGCUCAAGACGGACUACAAAAAUCCCAUCGACCAGUGUAACACUUUAAAUCCCCUGGUGCUCCCGGAAUAUCUCAUCCACUUCUUCUUCUGCGUCAUGUUCUUCUGCGCCACCGAGUGGCUCACGCUCGUCCUCAACCUGCCGCUGCUGGCCUACCACGUCUGGAGGUACAUGAGCAGACCCGUGAUGAGCUGUCCGGGACUGUACGACCCGACGACCAUCAUGAACGCCGACAUCCUGGCUUUCUGUCAGAAGGAAGGCUGGUGCAAGCUGGCCUUCUACCUCCUCUCCUUCUUCUACUAUCUCUACGGCAUGAUCUACGUUUUGGUGAGCUCGUAAGACGGAAAAGCACGGAUGAUGACUGCGGAAUGGGUCGGGACGCUCUUGGAUCUCGAAGCUGUGUGAACACACAUGCGCGCACAUACCACCGGCACACAUUCAAGGGAGCGGACAGAGAUGACCACAAUCAGCAACACCAGACGCCAACCUUGACUCUCUCGGGGUCAACAUUCUACGGACAAACCCGAAAAGGACAAUUUUGUUCUUUUUCAUCCCCUUCUUCCCCCCCCCCCCUCCUUUUUAGGUUUCGUGGCGGCCGAUGGUAGCUUGUCGACACAACCUAAGAGUGCUUACAAAUUAGUUAGAUAUUUUUCCCAUCUGUCUUUUGACAGCUAGAUUUUGAAUUUGGGCGUGGUACCGCCAUGGCAACCGGACACUUGUCGUGUCGAAAGUGUACAUUUGCCCAACUUGAAAGGUAGACUUAACAGUUGGCUCCAGCUUGAAACGUCCUCGACCAACUGCGAACGAGCUCUACUCUUUGUGGUUUAUUGUACUUAUUUGCCCUCUUCCGAGUUUACUUUUGCGUCAUUUUUCUUUUGGACGUCUCCGGCACGCCUCGCUAUGAGCCAGUCUUGAUGCUUUAGAUGCUAGCGGCAGCGUCAGACAGGUUUUUAUUGUCAUGUGUUCAUUGUGUGCAGAAACAGGGUGAAAUGUAUCAUGUCGCAUCACCUAAAUGUCACUUUUAAGAUCAGUUAAGUUUAUAUAAUGAAAAUAAAACCAUCCCACUCUG
This is a messenger RNA of Syngnathus typhle (broad-nosed pipefish), 1315 nucleotides long. RefSeq names its product cornichon family AMPA receptor auxiliary protein 1 (gene cnih1). Gene Ontology annotation, biological process: vesicle-mediated transport. NCBI's taxonomy places the organism in Eukaryota, Metazoa, Chordata, Actinopteri, Syngnathiformes, Syngnathidae. The transcript is spliced from 5 exons. The record is from RefSeq and is a predicted model, not a curated record. The coding region runs from base 151 to 585 and encodes 144 amino acids.